Molecule: messenger RNA, 642 nt
Organism: Mesocestoides corti
Lineage: Eukaryota; Metazoa; Platyhelminthes; Cestoda; Cyclophyllidea; Mesocestoididae
Source: the annotation of a GenBank genome assembly
AUGUGGGGGCCGAUGCGAUCGUCCACUCUGACCCUGAACCCGACGAGACGCAUGCAGACAUCUGCUCCACUCCUGGCCAACAUUUUUUCUGAUGCAUGGUCCAAGCUCAAGUCCUCUUUGGCCGGGACUGCAAACCAACCACACGGCACCCUGGUGGGAAUGGAUGAGCUGGGAAAUCGUUACUUCGAGGCGGAGCCCGACGUCAAUAGCAAAGUGCCCCACCGCGCCUCGAAACCCAUGCGCUACUUUCUGAUGCCCGGACAGAAGACGGUUCAAGACUCGUGGAUGCAAAUCGAUACGGGUAGGCCUGAGUUCUGCUCUCCACCUGGUUUUGGUUACAAUCACGAUCGUUGUGAAUCUCUUCGAUACGCCACGUCCUUAGCGUAUGGGGGCAGAAUGGACUUUACAAUCCGAGAGUUUAAUUUCCUUCCCGUUGUAGAGCUUCAACGGUUGCCGACUGAGUGGGACGCCUGGCUGCGCCACAGUCGCCGAGAUCCACCAACACCGGAGGAGAUCGCGGGCAACAGGGCAGCCGCUAAGCUGCGAGCUCAAAAGGGUAGAGAAAUCGAGGUGGGUCCCUUGCUCUCAUCAGUCCAUUCCUCUAUUAUUGUAUGGCUCAGAUCAAAAAUGCUCAUUUGUUAG